This is a messenger RNA of Thalassophryne amazonica, 2040 nucleotides long. RefSeq lists its product as uncharacterized. Bases 205 to 1779 code for a protein of 524 amino acids. Lineage: Eukaryota; Metazoa; Chordata; Actinopteri; Batrachoidiformes; Batrachoididae. The transcript has 4 exons. The record is from RefSeq and is a predicted model, not a curated record.
ACACCACCACUGCAGAUGCACCCACGAAUAGCAUCGUUACUUCUCCUCGAAAAAAACAAAAAAGAAUGCAAAAAUACAGGGGCGCUUGGGAAAAGGAAAAUGGCUGGGUGGAAAAGGUGCGCGACAACUGCUAUAAAGCGCACUGUACUGUAUGGGGCCGUGCGUUUUCUGUAGCCCAUGGUGGACUGGCCGACUUGAAGCAGCAUGCUUCUAGUGCAGGACACGAAAAAUAUGAGGGACAAGAGAACCAGGAGAACCCUCGACAAGUUUGUUGUCCACCAAGCCACGCCAGAGGCAGAUAUGGUUACUGCUGCAGAGGUAGCCCAUGUCUACCACACUGUAAUGCAUGCUUUAAGCUAUAACUCAGCUGACUGUGCACUAAAGCUGACUCUGCGAACGCUGAAUGACUCCAGCAUCGCAAAGAUGAUGUCCUGUGGGAGGACAAAAGCCGAGGCAGUUGUCACCGAUGUCCUCUCUCCCAAGGCAACAGAAGAGGUGAUCAAAACACUGAAAAGUGGUGGAAAUUCGCUCCCAUUCUCUCUCCACACCGAUGCUUCCAAUAAGGGAAAUCGGAAGAUGUUUCCCUUGGCCGUGCAGUUUUUUACGCCAAAGAAUGGGGUUGUCAACAAGGUGUUAGAUUUUUUUGAAAAUCCAGAUGAGUCUGCAGAGGGAAUAGUAAAAACAAUACGAAGUUCUCUUCAAAACAUGGGUCUAUCCCUAGAUGAUGUUUCUGCAUUCAGUGCUGACAAUGCAAAUGUCAAUUAUGAGGUCAACAGUGAGAUCCUUCGUGGCAACUGCCAUGCACAUAUCGUCCAUAACACGGUGAAAAAAGCCCUGGACAAGCUCUCAAUUGAUGUGGAAAAUAUUGUCCUAAAGAUAUAUAGCUUCUUUUCCACCUCUGCCAAAAGGAGAGAGUCCCUGAAGGAGUUUUGUGAAUUCUGUGAUGUUGAGUUCCAUGAAAUCCUGCGCCAUGUUGUGACAAGAUGGCUAUCACUCAACCCUGCAAUCACCCGCCUCCUGCAGAACUGGGUCCCGCUGAAGUCCUAUCUCAUCAGCAUUGGUGAGGAGUGUCCAAAGCACCUGAAAGAACUGCUGAAGUUGACAGAAGAUGCUGUAGAUGAGGAAGAGGCCGACACUGUGGAAGUGUACCUUCUCUUCUGCAACAACGUGCUGUCUAUGUUUGAAGAAGUGGUAAAAAACCUGGAGAAGAAUGCGACUACAUCUGUUGAUCUCUAUUCCAUCAUGGACUGUUUCUUGAAAAAACUAGUUCAGAGAAGAAAUGAUGCCUUUUACGGGUACCUAACAAGACAGAAGCUCCAGCGUCUUCCACCAUCUGCUGCUGAAGUUGCCAGGCAGGAGUUUACAGCCUUCUUAAACACUGCCAUCAGUUAUGUGGAGAAAUGGUUUGACUUCUCUGAGGAAAACUGGCUCUUCCACCUGCAGCCCCUCUCGCUGGCAUCUGGGAAGAUCUCCUUUGAUGACAUUGAGAACAUCAGCAAGCGGCUUCAUCUGGUUGGCAGACUGAACAUCUCUAUGGAUCAGGUUUAUGAUGAGUGUGUGACUGCAAACAGCCUUCUGGAACACCUCACUACAGCACCCCAGGAGAAGAAGUGGCAGUCCAAGGGAACAGCAGAGCGAUGGAUGCUAGUACUUCAGGCAGCUGACAUCCCCAACAUCCAGGCAGUUGUAUCCUUUGUCCUCAGCAUUCCGUCGUCCACUGGAUUUGUGGAGAGGAUUUUCUCUUUCAUGAAGAAUAAGUGGACUGAUGUGCUGAAUUAAUUAGAAGCGAGCUUAUUGUCGGUCUAAAUUAUGAAAUGACUUGUUCAGAGUUUUACUCUGUAGCACUGAAAGACAAACAACUCCUGACUGCAGCAAGGGCUCAAAAGAAAUACAAAUGGAAAAAAUAGGCUGUCUCCACUCUCCACAUGAAGUGACAUCAGGCUUUUGGUGUCUAAGUUUAUUCUUUUGUAGCCUACUAUAGCUGUAACCUACAGUCAUGGCACGAGUAUUGUUUACUUUUUCAGAAUUUUUUAUUUUAUU